UUUUAAGAAACUUCCUGGAUUUCUCAAAACAAUUCAUUUCGCUCUAGUUACAAACUUGACCACUUUAGCAGCGUGAACAACGGCAAUCAAUAUAUGUAUAAGCUUUAGUCUGUAUAUUUUAACCCAAAUAAACCUUCUAUAGGGCUACAUGGAUCUAUUAAAAAUCCUUAUUCAGUCUUCAGAAAAAGCAGCAAAUAUAGCAAGAUUACUUCGGCAAAAUGAUAAAUUAUUUCAAAAGUUGGUCGAGCAAAAGUCUUCAGAAGAAGCAAAUCCAAGAUUUCAAGAGGAUUUUAAGACCUUAGCCGAUGUAUUGAUACAAGAAAUGGUGAAAUAUGAUGUCGGAAUUAAAUUUCCUUAUCUAAAAAAUAAAAUAUACGGUGAAGAAAAUAAUCACUUCUAUAGCAGUAAGCUAAAUAAAGAAAUGACCAUUGAAAUACAAGAGACACAAGAAGAAACAAGUUCAUUAUUAAGUGAGCUGUUUAAUGACAAUGAAGAAAUUGCCAAGCUACUUGCAACAGAGGUUCACAAAGUUGUUGAAUUAGAAAAUAUUUACACUAAAUACCCUGUCGAUGAUUUUAGUAUGGAUUUGAACAAAUUAAGUAUAUGGAUUGAUCCUAUAGAUGGCACCAACGAAUAUGUAAAAGGGGGAUAUGAAGAAAAAAUUGGCAAUCUUUAUCCAAAGGGUCUUAAAUGUGUGACAGUGUUAAUUGGGGUAUAUGAUGACAAUUCUGAGCCAAUAAUAGGUAUUAUUAACCAACCUUUUUUUGAUAAAGACACCGAUAUCGGCUUUCAGUGCAACUGGGGAGUCAGCUAUAUGUCUGAAAAUGGAUCCUUAAUAAACUUCUCAUCUGUAGAUUAUGCAGAAUUUGAAAGAAAUCGAAUUAUUUUUGUCGGAGGAAAUGAGACAAAUGUAGUUAGUCUAUUGCAAGAACAAGGAUAUAAUACAGCUGUUAGUACAGGAGCUGGAUAUAAACUUCUUGCUGUUAUUUUGGGUUUAGUCGAUGCCUAUGUCUUAUCUAAACCCACAACCUAUUUUUGGGAUACAUGUGCUCCACAGGCGAUUUUAAAAUCUAUAGGAGGAAAUAUCAUUACAAUGGAUAGUCUUAAAAGAAAGCAGAAAGAUUUUAUCAGAUAUCAUAAUAUAACCAAUGAAACAAAGUGUAAUAAAAAUGGAAUAGUGGCUUAUAGAGAUGAACAAAUAUUAAGUGAUCUUAUGGAGAUUGAUUGGACGAGUAUAUUAUAAAACUAUUCUAACUAGCUUGUAAAUAAAACAAUAUUGUAAAC
Anthonomus grandis grandis is the source of this 1284-nucleotide messenger RNA. It is a transcript of the gene Ipp, whose product is annotated as inositol polyphosphate 1-phosphatase. The transcript is spliced from 6 exons. The record is from RefSeq and is a predicted model, not a curated record. Gene Ontology annotation, biological process: phosphatidylinositol phosphate biosynthetic process. Gene Ontology annotation, molecular function: inositol-1,4-bisphosphate 1-phosphatase activity. Lineage: Eukaryota; Metazoa; Arthropoda; Insecta; Coleoptera; Curculionidae. Bases 149 to 1243 code for a protein of 364 amino acids.